AGUGUAGCCCUAUCAGUGCCACCUCUCAGUGUCCAUCAAUGCCACCUGUCAUUGCCCAUCAAUGCCACAUAUUAGUGCCCAUCUGAGCUGCCUUCAGUGCCAACUAUCAGUGCCACCUUUUAGUGCCAGUCAGUGCCGCCUAUGAGUGCUGCCAAUCAGUGCCAGUCAAUGCAACCUAUCAGUGCCCGUCAGUGCUGCCUAUCAGUGCCAUCAGUGCCUCCUCAUCAGUGCCCAUCAGUGCAGCCUAUCAGUGCCCAUCACUGAAG
This is a messenger RNA of Staurois parvus, 266 nucleotides long. Lineage: Eukaryota; Metazoa; Chordata; Amphibia; Anura; Ranidae. The record is from the annotation of a GenBank genome assembly.